UUCCUCGUCCACUCAAACGUGCGGCUCCUGCUAAAUCUUAGUUAUACUUGGCUUUGUUAGUUGGGUGUCACCAACACACAGCACCACAAGAAUAAAAAAGAAAAAAGCAAAAAAUAUAAAGAUGCUUAGGAGCAGCACUAUAGUUCAGAGUGUUACUGGUGUUUGUUAUAAUCAUAUGUCAUGGUUCCAUUCAAUUCCUAGAAAUUUUAGAUUCUCUUACCCUUCCCGUAAUAACCCUUCAUUAUUAUCAAACUCUGCUAUUAUCACGUGGAAAAGAAAGGCAAAAUCUAAUUCUAAUCGUUCUGGAAUGGGAACCUUCACAACUCGUGCAUUGGCGCAGCCACUCAAGAAUGCCGAUGAGCUCAUUGAUUCUGUUGAGACGUUUAUCUUCGAUUGUGAUGGAGUUAUAUGGAAGGGUGACAGCUUAAUAGAAGGAGUGCCUCAAACACUUGACAUGCUUCGGUCAAAGGGCAAAAGAUUAGUUUUUGUCACCAACAACUCUACAAAGUCUAGGAAGCAAUAUGGAAAGAAGUUUGAGACACUUGGCCUGGAUGUCAGCGAGUUAUUUCAGGAGGAGAUUUUUGCAUCAUCUUUUGCAACUGCUGCAUAUUUGAAGUCCAUUGAUUUCCCAAAAGAUAAAAAGGUUUAUGUAAUUGGAGAAGAUGGCAUCUUGAAGGAGCUUGAGCUUGCUGGAUAUCAGUACCUUGGUGGGCCAGAAGACGGUGGGAAAAAGAUAGAGCUGAAGCCAGGGUAUUUGAUGGAGCAUGAUAAAAAUGUUGGAGCGGUUGUUGUUGGGUUUGAUCGCUACUUCAACUACUAUAAAGUCCAGUAUGGAACACUUUGUAUACGUGAAAACCCUGGAUGUCUUUUCAUUGCUACAAAUCGAGAUGCUGUCACUCAUCUCACAGACGCUCAAGAAUGGGCAGGUGGGGGCUCCAUGGUUAGUGCUAUCAGUGGAUCUACUCAACGUGAACCACUAGUCGUUGGAAAACCCUCUACUUUUAUGAUGGACUACUUGGCAAACAAAUUUGGCAUUUCGAAGUCACAGAUAUGUAUGGUUGGGGACAGAUUAGACACUGAUAUUUUGUUUGGACAAAAUGGUGGCUGCAAAACCCUUCUUGUCCUCUCAGGGGUCACCACACUGGCCAUGCUUCAGAGUCCUAACAACGCCAUACAACCAGACUUCUAUACCAACAAAAUUUCAGAUUUUCUUUCCCUGAAAGCUGCACCUGUAUGACUACACACUUUAUGAGAUUAUCCCCAAAUAGUAUAUCUAAGAAGUAAAUGGUGGGCUGAGGAUAAUGUUUGUACAAGUUUUUCUUAAUUAUUUUACUUUAAGAAGUAUAAUUAAAAUAAAAUAAAAUUCUUUUCAUUUUCUUUUUCAAAUGGUUUUUAUGUUAUUUUAAUUUUAAAUUGCUGUUGAUAUAAAACUUGUUCACAAUUUUA
Gastrolobium bilobum is the source of this 1446-nucleotide messenger RNA. RefSeq names its product phosphoglycolate phosphatase 1A, chloroplastic-like. The transcript is spliced from 10 exons. NCBI's taxonomy places the organism in Eukaryota, Viridiplantae, Streptophyta, Magnoliopsida, Fabales, Fabaceae. Gene Ontology annotation, molecular function: phosphatase activity. The coding region runs from base 122 to 1237 and encodes 371 amino acids. The record is from RefSeq and is a predicted model, not a curated record.